AUGGCGACCACUACGGAUACCAACACGUACAAGUUCAACCACUCGAUGAUUCGAGUCAAAGACCCCAAGAGGUCCGUCGAAUUCUACGAGUUCCUCGGCAUGAGCCUCAUCAAUAAGCUCUCCUUCCCCGACUUCAAGUUCGACCUCUACUUCCUCGGCUACGACUCCCCCAAGGCCCUCUCCCACGGAAAUAAGACGUUCGACCGCGAGGGACUCAUCGAGCUCACGCACAACUACGGCACCGAAAACGAUGACACCUACAAGAUCAACAACGGCAAUGUCGAGCCCCACCGAGGCUUUGGGCACACGUGUAUCAGCGUCGACAACAUCCAGGCCGCGUGCAAGAGGAUCGAAGAUGCGGGGUACAAGUUCCAGAAGAAACUUACGGAUGGCAGGAUGAAGCAUAUCGCCUUUGCUUUGGAUCCGGAUGGGUACUGGGUUGAGGUUAUUGGACAGAAGCCUCUCGAGGAGACGGAAAACGUUACGACGACGGAUGUGUCUACCUAUCGAAUGAACCACACCAUGCUUCGAGUCAAGGAUGCCGAAAGGUCGCUCAAGUUCUACCAGGAGGUUAUUGGCAUGACCUUGAUUCGCACUCACGAGUCGCCCAACGGAGGCUUCAACCUCUACUUCUUGGGCUAUCCCGGCAAGGAGGGUAUCCCCGCCGAUAAGAACACCAGCAACAGGGAGGGUCUCCUCGAGUUGACGUGGAACUAUGGCACGGAGAAGGACGAGGCCUUUAGCUAUCACGACGGCAACAAGGAGCCCCAAGGCUUUGGCCAUAUCUGCAUUGCGGUGGACAACCUCGAUGCGGCAUGCCAGCGAUUCGAGGACCUCAAGUGUAACUGGAAGAAGAGGUUGACGGACGGCAAGAUGAACAAUGUUGCGUUCCUCCUCGACCCCGAUGGUUAUUGGAUUGAGGUUGUGCAGAACGAGGGUAUUUCUGGCAAGGAUAACUUUUGA
Scedosporium apiospermum is the source of this 963-nucleotide messenger RNA. RefSeq lists its product as uncharacterized. The transcript has 5 exons. The record is from RefSeq and is a predicted model, not a curated record. Lineage: Eukaryota; Fungi; Ascomycota; Sordariomycetes; Microascales; Microascaceae. Bases 1 to 963 code for a protein of 320 amino acids. Gene Ontology annotation, molecular function: lactoylglutathione lyase activity; metal ion binding.